AUGUUUAUAUCUCAAAAGAUCCAAAAUGUCCUUACCAGUGGUCAUACUUUAAGAUAUGAGGAUGCUGUCUCCAAUUCACUCUCUUCAACGAACGAAUUUUUCUUAACAAAGGAAUGGAACGAUAUUUGGAGGGUGAUUGGGAGUGACGAAGUCUUUUUAAUGCUAACAACGUAUUCUCUUUUUCUAUUACACAAUAAGUCAUGGAUCCAGCUGGCUGGACCUCCUUUGAAUGAGUUUCUAACUCGAAGUGGGAGAUCGCCCCAUUUGAGCUCCUUUUCGAUUUCUUCCUUGUGCUAUCGAUUGUCUUUUUCCAAAUCCUAUGGCUUUCCUUCCACCCACAUUUUCGCGAAGCUAAAUCGUCUAAAUGGCACGCUAAUGGGGAAAACGUUUGUCAAAACGAUUCACAAACAAACAGCUUUGAUCUUGCUUCACGAAAUGCUACGUCCUUGCUAUCCUCACUGGGAUUCCUUUUCUUUGAAUGAAGAAAUCGAUGCGGUCGCAACAGGCAAGAAGAUUCGCAUUCGGUUUUAUCCCCGCUUAGAAAAGUUGCUCGUUUUGGUAGCGAAAGUUUUGUUUAACUCGACUCAAAUUCCUUACGGAGUUUAUUUGCAUUCUGUCGCUCCCCUGCCAUCGAGUUAUCUGCGCUAUAAUUCUUGUCAGUGCGUUCAUUUAACUCAAAACAUUCAGCUGUAUGAUUCGAUCCCUUCAUUGCCGAAAGAUUCAAAGAUUGGAUCGACCUCAAAGGACAAUCUCUCAGCAUUUGUGUCUUCGCAUCAAGUUUUUGACUUUGUUCGAAAAUGUUUGCGUCGAUUGCUUCCGCAUUCUCUCUUUUCGUCUCGACGCAAUUGGAGAUCUUUUUAUAAUCAUAUCUAUUUGCUGAUUAGCAGCACAAAGAAAAGCGGACUCCGGUUAGACGAGAUGGUUCGUGGAAUCAAACUGCACGAUAUUGAUUGGUUAAAGACUUCUGGAAAACCCACAAGCGAUACUUCUCGAUUCAAUACGCUUUUGCUUUAUUCAGUAAUGUCGUUCCUCAUUAAGAGCAUUGUCGUUUUACAACUUCUUUUUCGCUUGAUCGAUUAG
Molecule: messenger RNA, 1080 nt
Organism: Blastocystis hominis
Lineage: Eukaryota; Bigyra; Opalinata; Blastocystidae
Exons: 1
Coding region: 1-1080 (359 amino acids)
Biological process (GO): telomere maintenance via telomerase
Cellular component (GO): telomerase catalytic core complex
Molecular function (GO): telomeric repeat DNA binding; telomerase RNA binding
Source: RefSeq, a predicted model, not a curated record